UGAAACAAAAAUUACACGUAUAAUCCUCCGUUCAAAAGGAUCUGAGUGAUACCACUUUACUUCCUUCUUCGUCUUCUUUCUGUUUAUUGAAAAUUAAAAUUAAUGACGCAGAUUUGAAAACACGCAAACUCACUGAACAAUAAAGCAUAUAAAAACUUAUUAAACACUGAAAAAUUUGGUUAGUUAAUUCAUCUCUUUGUGUGUGCUUGUGUUUUCAACAAUGGCGGAUCGGAAGAAUGAAGGUUUUCUCACCUACGCUUAUCUUCUUAUCUACAUUGCUCUCUCCAGCGGUCAAAUUUUCUUCAACAAGUGGGUUUUGUCCUCUAAGGAAAUUAACUUUCCUUAUCCUUUGGCAUUGACUCUACUUCACAUGGUCUUCUCAUCUGUUGUAUGUUUUGUAUUAACCAAAGUUCUAAAGGUUUUGAAGGUUGAGGAAGGAAUGACUCCUGAAAUAUAUGCCUCUUCUGUUGUGCCAAUUGGAGCCAUGUUUGCAAUGACACUUUGGCUUGGAAAUACUGCCUACCUGUAUAUUUCUGUUGCAUUUGCACAAAUGCUGAAGGCAAUUAUGCCUGUAGCUGUUUUUGUGCUUGGAGUAGCUGCAGGACUCGAGGUGAUGAGCUGCAGAAUGCUUUUUAUCAUGUCAUUGAUUAGUUUUGGAGUUCUAGUAGCUUCUUAUGGUGAGAUAAAUAUAAACUGGAUUGGAGUAGUUUACCAAAUGGGAGGUGUUGUUGGUGAAGCUCUAAGACUUAUCUUCAUGGAAAUUUUUGUUAAGAGAAAGGGUCUUAAGUUGAAUCCUAUAUCCGUCAUGUAUUAUGUUAGUCCCUGCAGUGCACUUUGUUUAUUCCUUCCAUGGAUAUUUCUAGAGAGAUCGAAGAUGGAGGACCAUGGAACAUGGAACUUCCCACCUGUUAUACUUAUCCUCAAUUGCCUUUGCACUUUUGCUCUAAACUUAUCAGUAUUCCUUGUGAUUUCACACACAAGUGCUUUAACCAUUCGUGUUGCUGGAGUUGUUAAGGAUUGGGUGGUUGUCUUACUGUCUGCUGCUCUGUUUGCUGACACAAAGUUAACAAUCAUCAAUUUAUUUGGCUAUGGAAUUGCCAUUGCAGGUGUAGCAGCAUAUAAUAACUUCAAGUUGAAAAAGGAAGCGACUCCUGACUCCUCAAAUGCUUCUGAGCUUGUUGAAUCUACCCCAAGGCAGGAGUCUCAGCCUUUAAUAAGUAGAUAGCAGCAGCCUGAAGUACUCAAUUUGUUCAUGCCCUACGGGAACAUAUAGUAGAUAGCAACACAGUUCGCAGAUAGUGUAGCAAGAAUGCAUCAAAUGUUCAUGUAAUAGAUAUAGGUAUAAACAAGCGUUAUGGAGUUUCUUCAAUCUUAUAAACAAUUCAGUCGGGAAAGUAAUGCGCAGAAUCAAGUGUAAUAUGUGUAGAUGUAAUACACAAACUUUGUCCUUUCAAACACAGGUGCUAAGCCAUGGCAUUUGAAUUUUGAGGACUCUGAAGUUAUCCAGAGUGAUAAUUUUUUAAAGCAAUUUGCCAGUUUCAAUCUUAGUAUGAUUGGGCCUUGGGCUGGUGCCAGGGGUUUUUGUACUGCAUUCAGUCGCACAGAUGAAAACUUUGGAAGGUUAUUUUGAUUUUUUAAAAUGUAUUUUGAUAGUGAUUGGUUCAUUGUUGGAGACGUUUACUACUCCAUUACUGAGUCUCUAAGGGGAGACAGGUGUUGAUCAAAAGUUAGAACGAAUGUUUCAUUCUAUUCCUAUACUACAUGUAUUUGAAGAAUACUUGUGUUUUGGCAUCACUGUUUGAUCUUUUUUUGCCUAUAUGAUUUACUGUUUAUAACUUUGUGAUAAAAGCUAGUGUUGCCAUAUAUCAGAAGUAUACUAUGGCUUAAUUAACAUCUGAAUUCCAAA
Molecule: messenger RNA, 1906 nt
Organism: Medicago truncatula (barrel medic)
Lineage: Eukaryota; Viridiplantae; Streptophyta; Magnoliopsida; Fabales; Fabaceae
Product: probable sugar phosphate/phosphate translocator At3g14410
Exons: 8
Coding region: 221-1225 (334 amino acids)
Source: RefSeq, a predicted model, not a curated record